AUGCCCAUCAAAUCCGACUUCCCCGCCAUCGACCUCUCGGUCACGGACAUCUGGUCUUUUCUGUUCAACAGAAAGGACCGCGAGUUUCCGGAUGAGCACGUGAUAUUCCAAUCCGCCGAUUCCCUCUCCCGACAAUACACAUAUGCCUCGCUGCGGCAAUCCAGCGUCGAUUUCGGCAAGGGCCUCAAAGCGAGCUUCAACUUCCGCAAAUCCGACGUUUUGGGCCUCUUCGUGCCCAACGACAUUGACGUUCCGCCCGUGGUCCUGGGCACGCUCUGGGCAGGAGGUGUCGUCUCGCCCGCAAACCCGGGAUACACAGUUGCCGAACUGGUGUACCAGCUGAAAGACUCGGGCGCUAAGGUGCUGUGCACGCACCUCUCCGCGAUUGACACGGCGCGCAAGGCCGCCCAAGAGGUCGGCAUCCCGGACACGCAUAUCAUCCUACUCGGCGAGCAGCACGAUCCAUCUCGCAGAUUCAAACACUGGACGCUGGUCCGUAACCUCGAGGGCACGGCGCGGUACCGGACGCCCAAGCUAGACCCAAAAUCCGACCUCGCCUUUCUGGUCUACUCGUCCGGCACGACCGGGCGGCCCAAGGGCGUCCGACUGACGCAUUUCAACAUGACGAGCAACAUCCAACAAAUCCACGAGGCCGAGGGGUGGGUGACGUGGGACGGCUCCAAGACACCCCCCAACAGCGACAUCCCGCUGCCCGCCAAGGGUCAAGGCGACAAGAUCCUGGCGUGCCUGCCCUUCUUCCACAUCUACGGGCUCAACUGCCUGGUGCUCAGCCCCAUCUUCAGCGGCGUACACACACUGGUCAUGCAGCGCUUCGAGCUGGAAAAGUGGUGCGCGCUGGUCCAAAACCACAAGGUCACGUUUAGUUAUAUCGUGCCGCCCAUUGUGCUGCUGCUGUGCAAGAGCCCCGUAGUCGAAAAAUACGACCUGAGCUCGCUGCGCAUGACCAAUUCAGGCGCCGCGCCGCUGACCCGUGAGCUCGUCGAGAGCCUGUACAAGCGCAAAGGCGUGCGCGUCAAGCAGGGCUACGGCCUGAGCGAGACCUCGCCCACCAUCUUCGUCCAGCGUUGGGAGGACUGGUGGACCGCUGUCGGCACCACCGGCGUCAUGGUCCCUAACCUCGAGGCAAAGUUCUGCGCCGUCCCCGGUUCCGGCGAGGAGUCGGACGGCUCCAAGGAGUUGCCCAGAGGCAAGGUUGGCGAGUUGUAUGUCCGCGGUCCAAAUGUCUUUGGCGGAUAUCAUAACAACCCCAACGCCACCGCCGAGUGUCUCGAGGAUGGCUGGUUUCGGACCGGCGACGUGGGCUUCUUGGACGAAAAGGGCAAUUUGACCAUCACCGACCGCGUCAAGGAGUUGAUCAAAUAUAAAGGCUUCCAAGUCCCUCCCGCCGAACUGGAAGGCUACCUCGCAUCGCACCCGAAUAUCGACGACGUGGCCGUCGUGGGCGUCGAUUCACAAGAACUAGGCACAGAAGUGCCCCGAGCGUACAUUGUGCCCAAGAACCGGGGCCUCGUCUCUUCCACCACGACACAACAGCAGCAACAACAACAAGAACAACAAGAACAGGAACGACAAAAACAGGCCGCCGAGAUCGUGCAGUGGAUGAAUGCCAAGGUGGCCAACCACAAGAAACUGCGCGGCGGGGUCAAGUUCGUCGAAGCCGUGCCCAAGAGCGUCAGCGGCAAGAUCCUCCGGCGCGUCCUGAAGGAGCAGGCCAAGAAGGAGUUCCGGGAGGAGGAGGAGAGAAAGCUGGGCAAGGCACGGGCCAAGUUGUGA
Molecule: messenger RNA, 1794 nt
Organism: Fonsecaea multimorphosa CBS 102226
Lineage: Eukaryota; Fungi; Ascomycota; Eurotiomycetes; Chaetothyriales; Herpotrichiellaceae
Exons: 3
Coding region: 1-1794 (597 amino acids)
Biological process (GO): secondary metabolic process
Molecular function (GO): CoA-ligase activity
Source: RefSeq, a predicted model, not a curated record